Molecule: messenger RNA, 2538 nt
Organism: Lachancea nothofagi CBS 11611
Lineage: Eukaryota; Fungi; Ascomycota; Saccharomycetes; Saccharomycetales; Saccharomycetaceae
Source: the annotation of a GenBank genome assembly
AUGUACAGCUAUCCUGUGAAGUCGACAUCGUUUCCGAAUUCCUCAAGCAAAAGAGGAACAACGUUUCUUUCACGAAAAACAGGCAUAAGUGGCGGUUCUAAAGACGACUCAGACGAUGAUAACAUGAUUGGUCCCCCCAAACUGAGCAACUUUGGCUCUGCUCUACUCUCUGACAAGGAAAAUGUUGAGCCCGACACUUAUGCUUUGAAUAACAAACCUUUCGCCGUGAAGAGAUUUGGCAGCUUCCAAGACGCACCCCAAGCUGCCAGCCGACGAGACCUCGUAGAAUUCCAAAGAACUCGUACCUUAAGCAAUGGAAAUGGCGGCUCUGGUGGCCCUUACGCAACAUUUCAGUCCGAGGACCACUCUGACUCUACCAUGUUUGCAAAUUCUAAGGACCAUCAGCAGAGUAUGACGACGUUUAAUCCCGAACUGCAGCCUGAAUUUGACAAAGCUUACACUUCCACUGCUGAUGGCAGCCACUCCAAGCUAAAAAACUUACAACAAACACUAAAAGAUGAAUUAUUGACUAGAAGCUCAAGGCGAAAAAAUAGGCGAUUCAUAUCCUCAAGGUUAAGUCUUUUGGGACCCGCAAAAAGAGCGGGUUCAGCGACAGCCACCCCUAAUAAAUCUGAGCUUGCUGACGACUCCAAUGCAUCGCAACUAGAAAUAAACUUCUCCAACUCGUCUAGUGCUGGUGGAACGAUCAACAACAAAGCUAAUAACGGGUACAAUGUAUUUUAUGAGCCUCAUAAUGGUAGCCCGCCAUCUCUGGAAAAGAGCACUGGUUUAACGAGCUCUAGCGUGAGUUACGAAAAUAUUGAAUUUGGUGAAUUAAAUCCCUAUCAAUAUCUAAAAAAGCACAAUCUCCCCACUACAGAGCUUCCAAACAUCUCAAGAGUGUAUUUCGAGCGACAAAAGGGUGAAAAUCGAAGGACUGCUCUUCGCAAAAACACUGCUACGAAAGAUGCAAUUCAGAAUAGAUUGGCAACUGCGUCACUUUCGAGCUCACCUCUUUUGAAGCACAUCGAGCCGAUAAAGCGUGAGCCCUCUGCAACUAAGCGAGAACCUAGGCGAAAAGCUAGUGACAGUGCCACAAAUAAUGCGUCCAAAGUAUGGUCUUCCCCUCUGUCAGGACCUGCUAAUACGACUACAGCUUCCGCAAAAAGUGCUAAAACGCAUGACGAAGAGGAUAAGUAUGAAAUUGCCGAGCUAAAUGAUCGCAAUACCCUUAACUAUAUCAGAAGGAGAGAAGCACUUUCUAACAUUGACAUCAACAGUAGCCGCACCUACCAACAUCCGCAUAAGAAGACAAAAUACGCAUUCGAGGGUACCGAGGAUGGAAAUAAUGAUUACAAAUCGGAAAUAUAUCGCGGGAAUCAACCCAGUAAUUCAGAGCAAUCUAAAUUUGUGCAUCGUGAUCCGCCUGCUGCGCCGACAGGGAAGCACGUCGAGAUUUUGGAACCUGUUAAAUCCAUCGAAAGAGUUCCUCUAAAACCACCAGCUUCAGGAAUCGAGCAAACGUACAAGAAAAGGCCGAUAGUAACCGUCAAUGGAACGGAGUAUGAGAAGUUAGAACUCUUGGGAAGAGGUGGCUCUUCGAAGGUUUACAAAGUCAAGAAUGCCACAAACAACAAAGUAUAUGCCCUCAAAAGAGUUUCCUUUGACGAGUUUGAUGACAGCAGCGUUGAUGGAUUCAAAGGAGAAAUAGAGCUGCUGAAAAAGCUUGAAUCGAAACCCCGCGUAGUUAGGCUCAUAGAUCAUGAAAUGGAGCACGGUGUGCUCUAUGUCGUGAUGGAAUGUGGUGACCACGAUUUAUCACAUACUUUGGCGCAGAGGUCAGGCAUGGCUUUAGAUGUCGAGUUUGUUAGAUACCAUGCACAGGAAAUGCUUAAAUGUGUUAAGGUGGUUCAUGAUGCUGGAAUUGUACAUUCUGACUUGAAGCCAGCUAACUUCGUGUUUGUGAAGGGCAUUCUCAAGAUCAUAGACUUCGGUAUCGCCAACGCUGUGCCAGAACAUACAGUGAAUAUAUACCGCGAGACACAAAUUGGAACCCCGAACUAUAUGGCACCCGAGGCCCUGGUGGCUAUGAAUUUUACACACGAUCAACCAGCCGAACAGAGUAGGUGGAAAGUUGGAAAACCAUCAGAUAUAUGGUCGUGCGGAUGUAUCAUUUAUCAAAUGAUUUACGGAAGACCACCAUAUGGAGGAUUUCAGGGUCAAAAUAGACUCCUGGCAAUUAUGAACCCGGAGGUGAAGAUCGUUUAUCCUGAAAAAACACCGAGUGGGGAAAUUGUGCCGAAGACAGCGAUUGAUACCAUGAAGGCAUGUCUUGAGAGAAACCCCGACAAGAGGUGGACGGUGGAAGAAGCUUUAAUGGGCUCGUUUGUCAAGCCAAUCGCGGUAACGCAUUUCUUCGUUCGCGACUUGAUCAAAAACUCGGUAAAAUAUGGAUUUAAUCAAAGGGAACUAUCAAAUGAGAAAAUUGAAGAGCUAGCCGACGAUGUAUGGCACAGACUAGCAGAGUUUAGGCUUUGA